AUGUCUGUUAUCAAACUGCUGUGCGCCACAUUAGGGAAAGCUACAGCCUUUUUAGCAGUUUUGGUCGUCGCAGUCGCAGUUGUUCUCAAGGGUUUAGACGACCCAGAGCCAGUUCACAUCGCCAGAAUGGCUUCAGAUGUGAAAAGGCUGGAGGAAAAUUUCAGACAACAGAACAAGAGCUGUUUCAUCCUCGGAGCAUCUGGGGAAACUGGCAAGAUGCUGCUUCAAGAGUUACUGAUGCGCAACAUCUUCUCCAAGAUCACACUCAUUGGGAGAAGGCAGCUUAACUUUGAGGGCAAAGAAUUUGAAAACCUGGUUCAACAGGUGGUGGACUUUGAAAAACUUGAUGAUUAUGCUGCUGCCUUCCAGGGACAUGAUGUUGGCUACUGCUGCCUUGGAACAACUAGGGCAAAAGCAGGGGCUCAAGGAUUCAUCAGAGUUGAUCAUGACUAUGUGUUGAAAUCUGCCGAGCUCGCCAAAGCUGGAGGCUGCACACAAUUCCAUCUUGAGUCGUCAAGAGGAGCUGAUAAAAGCAGCAAUUUCCUUUACCUCAAAGUGAAGGGUCAAGUGGAAGCAGAUAUUAAGGCGUUGGAUUUUGACAGAUAUGCCAUUUACAGACCUGGGGUUUUGCUGGUUGACAGACAAGAGAGUCGUCCUGGCGAGUGGCUAGCAAGACAGUUCUUUAGCGCAGUCUCUGCUGUUUGCUCCACAUCCAUGUCCAUCCCCAUCCAAACAGUGGCAAAGGCUAUGGUAUCAAAUACUGUGCUCCAGCCUGAGCACAAGUUUGAAAUCUUGGAGAACAAAGCCAUUGCAACACUGGGAAAGAGUGACUAA
Nerophis lumbriciformis (worm pipefish) is the source of this 834-nucleotide messenger RNA. Lineage: Eukaryota; Metazoa; Chordata; Actinopteri; Syngnathiformes; Syngnathidae. The record is from RefSeq and is a predicted model, not a curated record.